UUUAGCCGAUGGCAGCGGCUGAUGCCCGGCGGCGGAUGCCAGCGGCAGCCGGGCCAUGGCGAGGAGCCGGGCGGCGUACGAGUACACGGAGGCGGAGGACAAGAGCAUGCGGCUGGGUUUCCUGCUCAUCGCCGCCGGCUUGCUCUCCCUCCUGGGUCUGGGCUGCUGCUGGCUUCGCCCGGCGCUGCAGGAGCGGGGCGGCGGCGGCUCCGCCAACUGCACGGUGCUGGCGGUGCGGCAGCUGGGCGAGCGCUUCGCCUGCACCUUCUCCUGCGGGGCCGCCUGCCGCGGCACCGCCCGCUACCCCUGCCUCCAGGUGCUGGUCCGCACCUCCCGCUCCUCCGCGCCCGCCCUGCUCCAUGAGGACGAGCGGCAGCUGCGCACCAACCCCAAGUGCUCAUACAUCCCUCCCUGCGCCAGAGACGAUCAGGAGAACUCUGAGAACGUCACGUACAAGCAGAAAUACUGGAAAGAGAAAGUGGGUUCUCAACCAUUUACGUGCUAUUUUAACCAGCACUUGAGGCCGGAUGACGUGAUGCUGAAGCGCACCCACGACGAGACUGUUCUCUUGCACUGCUUCCUCUGGCCCGUGGUGACGUUCCUGGUCGGAGUCCUCAUCGUGGUCCUGACCAUCUGUGCCAAGAGCUUGGCUAUCAGGGCAGAGGCAAUAAAAAAGAAGAAGCAUUUGUGAGCGGCAAGGCUGCUUGUGGAAAAGCAAAACCUGCAAGAAGGUCUCAGGUGGGGCAGCUGGACACACCUGCAGGUCUGCGGGGCACCCAGCUGCAGCUCCUUCCAGGCUCUGAUCUGUGGUGGAGUAGCUCUUGUCUCAGGACUGUUCUUGGGAGAUUGCCCCAUGAAAUGCCUGCUAAUUGCUUCUUCUGCUAUGGCACUAAAUAAGUAUAUUUUACCAAAAAAAAGGAGAAAAUUUACACUGCACCAACUAUGCUGUGUGCUGUUAGUGCUGAAAAGCAGCUACCCAGAAACUGAGACAGUUUAUGAAACUCCCUGAUGAUGUCGCUUUCAUCUCCACAAAGUGAUCUUUGCUAAUGUUUAAUAUUAAAUAUUUAAAAUAUUUACUUUAGAUAGAAUAUAUUUCCAAAAGAAUAAAAUGGUAUU
Messenger RNA from Passer montanus (Eurasian tree sparrow), 1116 nucleotides. RefSeq names its product potassium calcium-activated channel subfamily M regulatory beta subunit 4 (gene KCNMB4). Gene Ontology annotation, molecular function: calcium-activated potassium channel activity; potassium channel regulator activity. The transcript is spliced from 3 exons. Gene Ontology annotation, cellular component: voltage-gated potassium channel complex; membrane. The record is from RefSeq and is a predicted model, not a curated record. NCBI's taxonomy places the organism in Eukaryota, Metazoa, Chordata, Aves, Passeriformes, Passeridae. Gene Ontology annotation, biological process: detection of calcium ion; potassium ion transport. The coding region runs from base 56 to 691 and encodes 211 amino acids.